Molecule: messenger RNA, 1743 nt
Organism: Paraglomus brasilianum
Lineage: Eukaryota; Fungi; Glomeromycota; Glomeromycetes; Paraglomerales; Paraglomeraceae
Source: the annotation of a GenBank genome assembly
AUGCGUCUGAUCUCGAUACAUCAAUUACUUUCUGCACUCCAAAUGUUUGUAUCUAUAAGCACGAACCUAGUUCCUCAUUCCUGUAGUGACCCAUCACCUUCACUCCCGACACACGCGUAUCUGUCGAAUCUCAAAGAACGAUUUAACUAUGCUUCGCAUGUCUGUGCAGCAAUGGUAUUAAACACCAAUACUGGAGCCAGAUCUGCUCAUGCUAUUCUUACUGAAAGCAAGGAUCAAUAUAUGCUUAAUGAAUGUGACGCCGGGAAGUUUGUAGUUGUUCAACUAUGCAAUGAUAUCUUGAUCGAUACAAUUGUACUUGCCAAUUUCGAGUUUUUCUCGUCAACUUUUAAACAUAUUAGAAUUUCCGCCAACAAUGAACAUCCGCCUAGAAAAGAAAGGCCAUGGCGUUUGUUGGGAGAAUAUAAAGCUGGGAACACGAGAGACUUACAGGUAUUCAAAGUCAAAGAUCCUCUCCUUUGGGCCCGUUAUAUUCGUAUAGACUUUGUAAGUCACUACGGCCGUCAAUACUACUGUCCUGUCAGCCUUUUACGCGUAUACGGAGUCACCAUGAUUGAAGACUAUAGGCGCAAGGAAGAAGAGGACUCUUCCUCCGGAGCUUCUAAUAUAACCACAAGAAUAAAUAAAACCGAUGAUAACGGCGCUAUGGGAGAGCUUAUUGACUAUUUAAAAACUGAGGAAGAGACGUCAAAAGGGAUUGAUAAGAAACUGAGUGGCGAGAAUGAGGAAAAAGGCAGCGAAGAAAAAAGUGAUAAACGGAAUGGUGGUGGUAAUGGGAAAAAUGAAGGAUUGAGUCCUGGAAAUGAUCAGGGAAGCGAUGAUGAUAGAAAGGGGAGGGUUAACGAAGCAAGCGGCGGCGAAGUUGAUAGAGUAACCAAUUCAGGGAAACGUAAUCUGUAUAGAGAAGAUUCAAAUUUUUUGCAUACACUCCUUGCCUCUGAUUCUAUGUCUAUGUUUCAGUGUCCUCGAAUACAUGACGAAAAGGAAAUAUUUAGCUAUCCGCUCUGCAAAAUUACAAAUGACCCAUAUGUCUCUCCCUCCACUCAACUGUCUUCACAAGAAGCUUUCCCUCGCAUCCAAAAAGAAGAUUCCAAUGCUGCUGAUACUCAGAGCAUCUAUCAAAAGUUUCUCAAUCGUUUUUCUGAUCUUGAACUUAAUGCAAUUGCAGAAAGGAAAUCUACAAAGAAGGUCCUGAACAAGAUUUUGGGUUUUAUGACCAAAUUAAACCACAAUAUGACGGGACUGGAAGAAAGAUUGACGAGGGUUGAAAGCACUAUAAGUGAGCAUGGCAGAGAGAUAAGAGAGCAUGGCAGAGAGAUAAGAUUGCUAUCUAAACGGAUGGAAUUUUAUGCAGAGAUUUCUACUCUGGAAUAUGUCAUCAUCGUUUGGCUUCUUAUCCUUACGCUUGUCAUGGUUGCAGUAUUAUACAAUUACUAUGUUCCACAGAAAUUUCUCGACACUAUUCAUGACUUGUACCAUACAACGACGACCGAAUCAUCGGUCGCAAAACGUGUACAAGAAUUACAUAUAGAGCAAAUGUCCACGCCUCCAAUAGUACCGCCGUCGCUACAAAAGAAGGUUACAAGAGGCAGAAGAAAGGUCAUUGAAGAAGUGACAACAGGGAGUAUUGCUGCGUCUAUAAUUAAGAAACGGCAAGCAGACCAAAAAAUGGAUUCAGUUAAUAACAAAUCGAAUAAAAAGCAAAAAAAAGUCGUAGAUAAUUAA